Pseudocercospora fijiensis CIRAD86 is the source of this 753-nucleotide messenger RNA. RefSeq lists its product as uncharacterized. The coding region runs from base 1 to 753 and encodes 250 amino acids. NCBI's taxonomy places the organism in Eukaryota, Fungi, Ascomycota, Dothideomycetes, Mycosphaerellales, Mycosphaerellaceae. The record is from RefSeq and is a predicted model, not a curated record. The transcript has 9 exons.
AUGCAAGUGCAGUACCAAAGAUCGGAACGCAAGCUGUUGACGACCAAGGGCAUUGUGAUUGCCCAUCCUGGACCGACUGUUCCGACGGUGUAUAUUGGUAAUUGCGCCAAGGCAGCGAUGGAAUCAUGCCAUUCACUAAUUACGAGUAUUGUCUACAAUCCCUGCAUUGGCAACAGUGAAUAUUCGGGUAGAUGGCAGGGAUGGGCACUAAUAAGUAGUAUCGGGGAAGACAGCGAGAAGCGGCUAAGGGCAAUUGGGGAUACGGUUGGCUGUGUGGAAUUUGGCUUCACCAGCCUAUAUGUCGAAUUCAGCCCGCGAUGUCGGCCUUUUUGGUAUCCACAAAUCAACACUCUUUUACCAAAUAUACACAGAUCUUCUUUGAAUGCUGCUGAUCCGAAGCUGCGUUCUGCUGUACUGUCGAAUGCCUCGUACAGAGAAAGCCUUGUUGCUGCCGGGCGCACACCUCUCUUGGUAUGGGAGUCAGUAUUCCAUCAACUCUCCGACCACGGCCAACGGAGUCGCAACACUAUAGCUGGUCUCAAUCCCAACCAGCCAUUCUCACACCUCCUCUUAUUCGACAUUUCUUCCACAUUCUCAAGCUCUUGCCUAAACCUCAACUGUACAGUCUGUCGUUUCUGUAUGGAGCGCGCGACCGCUGAAGCUGCGAUUGGCCGCCAAGUCGUGAUGGAUUUGACAUGCUGUAGCGGGCUCGUAGCAGUGGAGCCUCGUUGUCCGCAUUAUCUGAUUGGCUGA